Oryctolagus cuniculus (rabbit) is the source of this 2261-nucleotide messenger RNA. It is a transcript of the gene FANCE, whose product is annotated as FA complementation group E. NCBI's taxonomy places the organism in Eukaryota, Metazoa, Chordata, Mammalia, Lagomorpha, Leporidae. The record is from RefSeq and is a predicted model, not a curated record. Gene Ontology annotation, biological process: interstrand cross-link repair. Gene Ontology annotation, cellular component: Fanconi anaemia nuclear complex.
UUCCGGCCUCGCACCCCGCCUCCCACUCCGAACCCGCUCCCCGCUUCCACUCUUCCCCUCAGGACCGCGCGCCGGGGGCUUCAGCCGGGUGUGGCGGGCGCUAGAGGGGUUCACCGCGGGGUCCUCGGUUUUCCCAACCCAGAGCGGAGGCGGCGCGGCGCCCGAGCCUGGGCAUGGCGGCCCCAGACGCGGCGGCCGCUGCGGCGGCUGAGGGCGCGGGGUCGGCCCCCUGGGCGCGGCUGGAGGCCCCCGCCCGCCUGCUGCUGCAGGCGCUGCAGGCGGGGCCCGAGGGCGCGCGGCGCGGCCUCGGGGUGCUGCGGGCGCUGCGCCGCCGCGGCGGGGAGCCCUUCUGCUGGGGCGGCUUCCUCGAGGCGCUGUGCCGGGAGGAGCCGGUCGUGCAGGGGCCUGACGGCCGCCUGGAACUGAAACCGCUGUUGCUACGAUUGCCUCAGUUAUGCCAGAGGAACCUGAUGACCCUGCUGAUGGCUGUCCGGCCGUCGCUGCCCGAAAGCGGGCUCCUCUCUGUGCUGCAGAUUGCCCGGCAGGACUGUGUCUCGGACCCUGACGCCUGGCUCCAGGCCCUGGGAGAACUGCUGCGGAGGGAUGUGGGGGUCGGGGCCUCUGGCCAGGCACCCUCCCCACUGUCUGACAGUUGCCAGAAACAGCUCCAAGGCCUGUGUGGGCGGCUGGGACACGGGGGCAGGAGGUUGACAUUGCCCCAGGCACCAGACCCCAAGGAGAAAGAGGAGGAAGAGGACAGGGACUCCCAGCAGCGUGGGAAACGCAGGAAGGAGCCCGAGGAAGAGCCUGCCACUUCUGAUGGGGAGAAGGCCCCCAAAAGGUUGCGGUAUUCAGAAAGGGAAGAAGAGGAAGACAAGGAAGAAGAGGAGGAGGAGGGGGGAUCUGAGCACGAGUCACUGGAAUCCCUGGCAGAUGGAGGAGUCGUGGCACUGGUGGAGAGCCACCCUGUUGUGGGAGCGGAGAGCGGUGAGGCUGGCCGGAGCACGGAAGACGCGCGGGGCCCUGCUCUGAGUUUGGAGUUGCCCAAAGCUGUCCAGGACCAGGUUCCCAGGCUGCAGCAGCUGCUGAAGACUUCUGGGAAGGGAUUGGAGGGGUUCGAGGACGCCCCCCCAGUGGAGCUGCAGCUACUCCACGAAUGUAGUCCUGACCAGGUGGACCUGCUGUGUGCCCAGCUGCAGCUCCCCCAGCUCUCCGACACGGGCGUCCUGCAGCUCUGCACCUGGCUGCUGGCCCUCUCCCCAGAUCUUAGCCUCAGCAAUGCGACUGUGCUGACCAGGAGCCUCUUUCUUGGACGGAUCCUCUCCCUGACCUCCUCGGCCUCCCGCCUGCUCACGGCUGCCCUGACCGCCUUCUGUGCCAAGUAUACCUACCCGUUCUGCAGAGCCCUCCUCGGCCCCGUGCUCCAGGCCUCAGGCACAGGUCUAGCUCAAACCGAGUUGCUGUGUUGCCUUGUGAAGGACAAGUCCCUGGAGCCGGCCACACGGGUUCUAAUGCUAGAGCAAAUCUUGGAUCUGCCCUGGAAGGAGGAGACUUUCUUGGUGUUGCAGUCACUCUUGGAGCAACAGGUGGCGAUGACCCCCGAAAAGUUCAGUGUCCUGAUGGAGAAGCUCUGUAAAGAGGGGCUGGCGGCCCCUGCCUCCAUGGCCUGCGCCAAACUCAUGCUGACGGUGAUGACCAAGUACCAGGCCAGCAUCACAGAGACCCAGAAGCUGGGCCUGGCCACGGCCCUGGAAUCCAACACCACCUUCCUGAGGAAGUCCCUGCAGGCUGCCCUGCGACAUCUGGCCUCCUGACCGCCCACCAGGGGACCCCUGGCCUGGAGCCCCUCACCUGACUCCUGCAGGACGUGGCUGCGCUGCCCCUAGCCUUGGAAGAGGGCUGAGCCCAGCUGUCCUGGGGACCAGCUGCCUCCCUGCUGCAGGCUGCAGAGAGGCUGCCGGGAGAGCAGGGCCCUCCUCCUGGGCUGGGGCCGGAUGAGCACUGUUUGCAAAGGCUGCUGGCUCGCUUCUCAUCACUUCUUGCUAUGGCCACAGAGACCGGGCCGCUGGCUUAGGUCGGCCCAAAGCAGACCCAGGGUGGACACAAGGCGCUCCAGGAGAUCAGCGUCCUGUGUGACAGCACACGUCUCCUGCUCAGGUGUGUGUCUGACCAUCAGUGUUUCAUGUGACUUGAUAAUAAUUUAUCGAUGGUAUUUAAUAAAAAGGAUGGUAUUUAAUAAAAUGUCUUAUUAGAAGCUGUGC